Molecule: messenger RNA, 1518 nt
Organism: Phoenix dactylifera (date palm)
Lineage: Eukaryota; Viridiplantae; Streptophyta; Magnoliopsida; Arecales; Arecaceae
Product: pathogenesis-related genes transcriptional activator PTI6-like
Biological process (GO): regulation of DNA-templated transcription
Molecular function (GO): DNA-binding transcription factor activity; DNA binding
Source: RefSeq, a predicted model, not a curated record
CACUCCCCCACCUUCAACCUUUUCCUUUAUUUGUCCACUUCUCUGCUCCCCUCGUCGCGCGCUCUCUCUCUCGCCCGAGAUCCGGUUGGAACUCUUCUAGGUCUGUGUCUCUUAAUCGAAAACUAGUGUGUUCUCCAAAGAAAAAGAGUGAUCGAAGCUUCUUUUUUUUUCCGUUAAUCUUGGGGAUUUUCUGGAUCUUUGAGGUGGGAAUAAUUAAGAGAUGCCUCUCUAGUGAUUUUUACUGUAUUUUUUUUGAAAUUUUUGAUCCUUGAGCUGUUCUCAACUCGGGGUUCUUGAAAUCGUUUUGAGAAUUCUUUUGAUGAAACCGCGAAUCGAAUCCUAUAGUUUGAUCUGUGGCUCCGUGCGAUGAGCCGCAGGCCAAGUAUCUCCGGCAAGCCGGAGAAGUUCUCCGAGCACGUGACCACGACCAGGAAGACGGUUUCCGGCAACAAACUUGCUGGAGAUCUGAAAAGACAUGGGGCGGAGGGGCGCUGCCUGCGGAAGGUCGUCCGGAUCUCCUUCACCGACGCGGAUGCUACAGAUUCCUCGUCGAGCGACGAGGAAGCCGGCGGAAUAGCCCGGCGGCGGGUGAAGCGGCACGUGCACGAGAUAGGGAUCGAGGUGGUCCCCACGGCUCGCCAGGUACCGCUGCCGAAGCGGCCGGCGAGGGGGCCGGAGGCGAACGAUCGGAAGAGGUUCCGCGGCGUCCGGAGACGGCCAUGGGGCCGCUGGGCGGCGGAGAUCCGCGACCCGACUCGGCGGAAGCGGGUGUGGCUCGGGACCUUCGACACGGCCGAGGAAGCGGCCGCCGUGUAUGACAGCGCCGCCGUCAAGUUAAAAGGAGCCAACGCCGUCACGAACUUCCCCACCGAACCGGCGGUCGCCGUCACCAACGACUCCUCCGGCAAGAGCGACGAUUCCUCCUACCCCUUCCCCUCCCCGACGUCCGUCCUCCGUCUAGGCGGAGACCAGAGGCCGUUCGACUUUCUCGGCUACGGCGACGUGGACGCCUUCGGCUUCAGUGUGGAGCCGCCGUUGUGUUGGACGGACUUCUACUUACCCAAGCGGCAGUACUGGGAAGCGGAUGAGUUCGGCGACUUCGACGCCGACGAUUUCUCGCUCGAAAUCGUUACCUUCUAGUACUUCCAAAUACGAGGACGAAAAUACCCUAAUCACACUCAGGUGCCAGCGUGCAUCCUCCAUGGGUAGUAUCGUCUUUUCCUAUUAGCAAUUUUCCCCUGUUGAGUGUGUAACGGCGAGUUUUUGUUAGUGGAGUGGCGAUAGUUUCCUGGCUAUUUAUUCAUAUUAUUUUAUUUUAGUUAUAAAAAUGGUUAAAUUAACACAUUCUUUUUGUGUGUGUGGGACACGCGGACGUCGGGGGGAAGGAUACCGUUCCUUAAAUGCCACGCCUCUCCCGCGUGGAAAAGCCGGAGAUCUCUCCCUUCUUUUCUAAAAAAAAAAUUUAAGACAAUUGUACUCUAAUAGCAAUAAAAAUUGUGAAAUGAUCACGUUGCACGA